AUGGCCAGGGAUACGAAACUCCACGGAGUCAGGGAACUGGCCUCCGCUAUGAGGUCUCGAAGGAUCUCCUCCGUCAUCCACGACCUCCCAUCGUGGAUUAGGCCCGUAGGCGGCGUACGACUCGGCAUCUUGAUUACAUCCGGGAUGCCCUCGAGUCUCGCUUGGCCUGACGGCCCCGCUCCUUCGUCUUCAUCAGAGUCGGUUUCGUCACCGGAGUCAUGCUCUUCUCCCCUCUGUCACUCUCUCAGCCUCUUCCCGACGCUCGGCUUCGGCGGCGACUCUCGCCGCUCCUCCAUCUCGUCAUCUCGACCACCUUCUCGGCCUCGGCAGCAGCCGUCGCUUCAUCCGCCACCGUCUUCCUGCGACGCUCCGCCGCAUCCGCUUGGAUGGCUCCACCAAGAAGCCUCUCCGGACGAGCGGAGGAUCGCGUCUGACGCGCAAUCGAAGCAAUCGUCUCAUCGCCGUCAUCCAUGGCGAUGCCCUUUCCCUUUCUGUCUUUUGGAUUCAUCUCAAUUGAAUGAAGGAUCGGAAAAACUCGACGACCGAGACGAAAUAUUUGACGAAUCGAAAACCCUAAAACCCGAAUCGGCGGAUGAGAAGACGAAAUCGGAGCGCAACCUAACUAGAUCCGAGCAAUUCGUAAUUCCCUAG
This is a messenger RNA of Microthlaspi erraticum, 651 nucleotides long. NCBI's taxonomy places the organism in Eukaryota, Viridiplantae, Streptophyta, Magnoliopsida, Brassicales, Brassicaceae. The record is from the annotation of a GenBank genome assembly.